Molecule: messenger RNA, 829 nt
Organism: Acaromyces ingoldii
Lineage: Eukaryota; Fungi; Basidiomycota; Exobasidiomycetes; Exobasidiales; Cryptobasidiaceae
Exons: 4
Coding region: 107-592 (161 amino acids)
Biological process (GO): actin filament organization; mitotic cytokinesis
Cellular component (GO): actin filament; actomyosin contractile ring
Molecular function (GO): actin filament binding
Source: RefSeq, a predicted model, not a curated record
CCCUCCCCUGUUGCUAAUCAUCGCGACCGCGGCAGUCACCACAGAUUCACCUUUCUCUUUCUCAUUUUCUUCCCUUCACGAGCGAGGCCCAAGAUAGACUUCUGAAAUGGACCGAAUCAAGGAGAAACUCAAUUCGCUCCGCAUUGAGGCCGAUGCCGCCAUCGAGCGCGCCGAGGCGGCCGAGGUGAACAACAAGCGCCUGGACCAGGAGAACCUCCAAAAGGACCAGGAGAUUGCCUCGCUCCAGCACAAGCUCGGGCUCCUCGAGGGGGAUCUGGAAAAGGCAGAGUCGAAGCUCCAUGAUGCAAAGACUAGCAAGGACGAGGAGGAGAGCAGCCGGUCGGCCGCAGACGGCCUCCAGAGAAAGAUCAGCCUCCUCGAGAGCGAGCUCGACACGGCCGAGAAGAACCUGAGGGAGACGACGGAGAAGCUCCGCCAGGUUGACGUCAAGGCUGAGCACUUUGAGAGGCAGGUGCAGCGUGUCGAGCAGGAGCGCGACCAGUGGGAGCAAAAGUACGAAGAGGCGCAGGAGAGGUACCAGGCCUCCAAGAGGGAGCUCGACGAGGUGGUGCAGCAGAUGGAGAGCCUGUAGGAAAGCGUCGGUCUAUGCUCUUCGGCCGCCUCGCCCCCGAUCGUCUCCCUUUCCUCUUCUCUCGAGCCAGGGCCAAGUGGACCGAAACAGAUGGCCAGCUUUCUCUUCUCUCUUUGUGUCUUCUUAUACUUCCUACUCCCUCAUACAGCACCUUCCUGGUCCUGACUGAGGCCUGCGAUCGGAUCGCUUCAUGUCAGAAUGAAAAAGCGCGCGCAAAUUCUACAAGCAAAAGCAGCA